Messenger RNA from Oncorhynchus tshawytscha (Chinook salmon), 4886 nucleotides. RefSeq names its product kinesin-like protein KIF24. NCBI's taxonomy places the organism in Eukaryota, Metazoa, Chordata, Actinopteri, Salmoniformes, Salmonidae. The record is from RefSeq and is a predicted model, not a curated record. The coding region runs from base 270 to 4238 and encodes 1322 amino acids. Gene Ontology annotation, molecular function: ATP binding; microtubule motor activity; microtubule binding. Gene Ontology annotation, biological process: microtubule-based movement. The transcript is spliced from 13 exons.
GUGUCACGUUUCAGCACCAAAGCAUGCAGCACACCCAGCCACAAGAGUAGGCUAUCAUUCAUCAACAAAAAGCAUGGAGGAAGGCAAGGUGUAAGCAAGGGAGUUCUCCACCAGUUUAUACAUUUGUAGACAAGGCUACUGAAGGUCUAUUUGGUUGUGCCGCCUUGGGGACAGCGCGCUCCAACAUUAACCAAAUGGAAUGACCACCGCUCGUUCCCUCACAGGGAUUGCGCACACAUGCCAGAGGUGAGAAGGAACCAGUUGAGGCGAUGACAUCAUGCCUGUACGAGUGCCUGCGCGAGGUCGGGCUUCAGCGUCACUACCCUUGUUUUACCGCCAUGGGACUGAGACGUGCUGGACACCUGUCUUUGCUCACCAUGGGCGACUACUCGAGCGUGGGGGUCCACAGCAUGGGGGACCGUGCCCGGCUGUUCCAUCUGGUACAGCUGGUCAAGUCUCUGGAGGAAGAGGAAGAGGAGGACCAUGGGGGCCACGAUGACGAUAGAGUUGUGAUGACAAGAAAGACUUUCACUUCGGGCAGCAAAGUCCCCGCAUGCAGGCAGCUAGAUUUUGAUGGUGAUGGUAGGUUGAGCGAGCCCAAACGCGGAUGGCUCAGUGACUAUGACAGUCACAGGGGGGCUGGUGUCCACCCCUUCCCGAGCCCGAACACAGGGGUUAAACCCCAACCACGCUGCGACCUCAGCAGAGGGUCACCCAUACACAAAACCCAGAUCAGUGGGACGCCGAUGCGUAGCUGUCCUCACAAGCAGACUGUCAGACGGACCACAGUGCACAGGAGCAACAGCAAAGUGACCCAGCGUCAGGGCGUCUGCAUUUACAAGGAGGGGACGACCAUCGGCAGCGGGCCAAGACCUGAGGUGCGCCGGGAGGCGGAUGGGACAUCCAGGAGGACGGAUGGGACAUCCAGGAGGACGGAUGAACCCACAUACAUGUACACAUCGAGGAGAACUAUUGGCUGCAACUAUGGUCUGACCCUGAGUAGCCCGGUGUCAACCAGAAAGGAGGCAGGUGAGCAGAGGAUCAGUGUGUGUGUGAGGAAGAGGCCCCUGACCAAUGCUGAGAACAGGAGAGGGGAGGCAGACGUGGUCACAGCCCAUGAUGGAGAUUCUGUGGUGGUCCAUGAGAGCAAAGAGGCAGUGGACCUGACCCAGUACAUACUCCAACACAGGUUUAAUUAUGAUGAGGUGUUUGGGGAAGAGAGCUCCAAUGUGGAUGUGUACCUGAAAACAGCCUUUCCGCUGAUACAGCAUGUCCUCAACGGAGGCAAGGCCACUUGUUUUGCAUACGGCCAGACGGGAGCAGGGAAGACACACACCAUGCUGGGUUGUCCUCCUCAGAGACAGGGGCUAUACGCUCUGGCUGCCAGGGACAUAUUUACCCAGCUGCACUCCACCCAGGACUGUGGCAACUCUGCAGUCACAUCCCACGUCUAUGUCAAUGUCAGCUUCUUUGAGAUCUACUGUGGCCAGCUCUACGACUUGUUGGACCGUAGAAAACGCUUGUUUGCAAGGGAGGAUGGGCACCAAGUGGUUCAGAUAGCAGGGCUAAGAGAGGUCACAGUGGAGUCUGUCAACUCAUUGCUAGAGGUGAUCUUGUGGGGUACAGGGGAGCGCACCCAGGGGGUAAGUGGAGUCAACCCUGUGUCGUCCCGCUCCCACGCUCUGCUCCAGAUACAGCUCAGAGACUCUGGCCAUCGGGCCACUGGCAGGAUGUCAUUUGUGGAUCUGGCUGGGAGUGAGAGAGCAGCAGACUCCAGAGACCCAGACAGACUGAGUCGCAUGGAGGGGGCAGAGAUCAACCAGAGUCUACUGGCACUGAAAGAAUGUAUCCGUUCUCUGGACCAAGAGCAGUCACACACACCGUUCAGACAGAGCAAGCUCACACAGGUUUUGAAGGACUCCUUUGUUGGUGAUUCAAAGACAUGUAUGAUUGCAAACGUUUCCCCCGGUCACCUAGCAACCAAACACACACUCAAUACGCUGAGAUACGCUGACCGGGUGAAGGAGCUGAGGGGGGGAGGGGGGAGAAGACGGCCCACAGUCACCCCGUCCCCAUCCCCGGAACAUGAUCAGACUAGCAGCAUUGGUACUAGUGCCAGCAGGGGGAAAAGUCCCCCAAAAGGGGUGAAGUUGGGGGGACAUAGGGAGGCCCCAAAUGUGACUGGCACCCCUGCUAGGAGGUUAGCCCCAGGGGGAGCUCUGCUCUGCUCCACACCAAAGGGCCAGGGGGCGGGGGAGGGCUUUGGGAGGGGGAGAGAAGACCUCUGUUUGGAGCACACCACACCGGUGAGGGGCUCACUGGGCCGGGGGCUUUGGAGGCGCAGGAGGAGGGAGGGAGUGGGAGAGAGGGAGGUGGAAAAGAAAGGGCACAGAAAGGAACGUGAGAAGACAGAUGAUUCCAACACGGAACAGGACCAUGGGGUGGCUUGGGUGACGAGACAGCGAAUGGGAGAGGGGAGGACAACCCUUUGGGAAAUACCCAGAGAAGAAAGAGCCACUACAAGCCAGAUGGCCAUAGGUAAGAGGGCAGCUGCUGCUUCCUGCCUCAGAGGAGCAGAGAGGCAGAGGACUACUACGAGUAAAGGAGAGGGAGAGGGCAGGAGAUGGAUAGAGCAGGACCGAAUUGUGGGGGAGAGGGAGAGAGAGAAGACGGCUGAGGAACAGAGAGAGUUGGGAGAGGUCAGGGAGAGAGAUAGAAGGACUAGUACAGAAUGGGAAAGGGAGAGAGAAACUGAGACGCCAAGGGAGCUGGAGAGCGAGAAGGAAAGAGAGAGGCAUUUGAGAAGAUACCACCAGCAGCUGCAGCAGAUGCAGUGGCUCCAGCAGCCUCUGCCUGCCUCUCCAUCUGUCUGCCGCGGUGUGGAGGAGCUGCUGGCUGGGUACAGGGCCACUGCUGGGGCUGGGGGAGAUCACCUCCCGCUCCGGGGGGAAGGGACUGCAGGGGUCACAGUGGAGGCAAAGGGGAGGGUACAGAGUCACCUCUCUAACAACACGUCUCAGAGCCACUGCCACAAUGGCGAUAAUGAUGAUGAUAAUGAAGGAGAUAAUGAUGGUAGUGGAGAGCACAUCCUCAAGUGUCUCGUCCCCGGGGUUGGAUCAGUGCUGUCUACCAUCAGCAGGCUGGAUGACAGAGGGACAGGAGGAGGAGGAGUGGAGAGAGGGAGUGGGGACGAAUGGGGGUCACCCAAGGAGGAGGAGAGGAGAGGGAGAUGGGCAUGGCCAGAGUGUCGAGUGGUCGAGUCAGAAGAGGGUGGCAGGUGGACAGGGGCUGUGUUGCGUCUUGGGGAGGAGGAACGGUUAACAUCUAGCCUCCGUGGGGCAUUUGAGAGGAGGGGGUGGGCAGGGGAACACAAGGAGGGAGGAGAAGAGGACAUGCUGCUGGUGGCUGAAUGGAGCACAGAGGAGGAAGGAGAGGUUGCCGUUAAUGACUUCACCCGCAGCUCCACAGACAGCAACAGUGACAACGACAGCUUUUACCGACACUGCAGCCACCACGCUCCGGCCGAGAGGCCCCUCUCUCCACCCCCGCCCCCAGCCAAGCUCAACGACCUGUCCCUGGAGUCCAAGCACAUCAACCAGAGCUCCAGUAGCAUGUGCCUACACUUCCAAAAUGUCCCCAUUUGCCGUUGCCAGCAGGGAAUACCACUAAGCCCCAGAAAGAGGACCGCACUACCAGGUGCUGAGCUGCUACGUCUUAUAGACCCUGCCAAUCCCCUUCUGUCCUUUGUGCAGACGGGGAGGGGAGCAGCGGUUGGCACCACAAGGCUUCCCCCUGAGAGCCAAAAUAAUUCUGGAGUUGUGGCUCAAAUGCCCCCUUCUUCACCACCACACUGUGAGUCCUCGGGCGAUUCAUCUAGAUGCACCAUGGACCCCCUCUCACUUUCCUUGCUUCAAGUAGACAGGCUGGCAGCCACAGACUCCUUCCUCUGCCAGCAGGUACCACACAGCACCUACUCCCCCUCCCUCCUGCCUAGGGAAGGUGGAAAGGGAAAAGGGGUGGCGGACAGUGGCCAGUCUCUAGUACCCACUCUAGUGAUAGAUGGGAAGAGUGGUGAAGGCCACAUGGAUCAGAGGAGAUCCAAGAUGGACGCUGCUCCUCUCUGGAGAAUGGCUAUGACCAAACCAUCUGCCCCUGUGGUCUCCUUGGUGUCUGUCCAAGACCAAAGAGGAAUCCUGAAAACCCCAGCCCAGUUAGGGAGGGAGGUCCUAGGCUCCUGACUCUACCUGUCCCCCUGGCCCUUCUCCACACUUCCACUCACCACACAACCUCACUGUAUCCAAUACACACACAACCAAGUGCUCCCAAGGCCCAGUCCGGCCCAACACACAAACAUCACACCCUCUGCCUUCCACCAAUGUACCACAGCAUACACAUAAGCCUCCCAUCGCGACUAAACACACAUUUCAGGAUACAACCAACUCCUCCAUCCCUAGUGUACAAAUUCUCCAACAAAUGAACAACCCCGUGCAAUUUAACAUUUUGCAGGACCAAUCUCAGUCGCCCAGUUCAAACAGUCCUCCUAAUCGCCACACUCCAUGCCGUCUCAGCGGUUCAAGCAGUCCAGACGUUCCAAACGGUUUGUUAAAGCACGUUGGACCCCCAGCCACCCUCUCCUUCUCUACUCGGGAAGCCCUGGAGCAUGCCCAGUGGUGUGUUGUCCAGACCCAUUGGGAGCAGUUGAAGCAGAUAGAGUCUAUGUGUCGUAGAGAGGGGACAUUGCUGUGCCAACAGUCUGACGUGGACUUUAGGGAGUUACGUUCAUAAACUGGAUGAGAUCAUGGAGCAGAAGGCUGUGUGCAUUCGGAGCCUGAGAUCUCUGCUACAGCCCUACCUCACCCAACUGAAAAAUCCUUGUUGAAAACUAU